AAACCAACUCCCAAGCAACUUCAACCUCCACCUUCUUGCAAAAUCUCUUUCUCUCGGGAUUCCUGUCCUAUCACUCAACCCAUUUUGAAGAAAAAAUCGCUCUUUCUCUAUUACAUCUGAACAGCAAAAGUUUUCAAGAGUCCAAGUUUCCUGCUGCCUAACUUCCUAUGAAAUUUGAUCUUGGUUAGGAGAGACUGCGUGAGAGAGAAACAGAGGCAGAGAGAAAGAGACUACUGGUUCACUUUCCUUUCUCUCUCUAUCCCCUUUCCCCCGUCUCUAGAUUUGCUCAUAUGUGUAAUUCUAUGCAAAUUACUGAGAGCUGAGAUCAAAACAUUGACAAUAAUUUGGUGGGUAUUCAGCCAUAUAUUCUAAGAUCAGAAUUGAGAAGGAAGAUGUUUGGUUGUGAGUGUGAUUGCUGGGAUAAUGUUUCUGAAAUCUACCCCUUUGAACCAGAACACUUUGCUCUGCCUUCACCUCUACCACAAUGGCCUCAAGGUCAAGGUUUUGCUACUGGAAGAAUAAACCUUGGAGAAAUAGAAGCUGUUCAAAUCACCCAGUUUGACAGUAUUUGGAGCUGCACUCCGUUGCAUGGAAAAGGAAAAGGUGUUACAUUCUAUAAAGCAGUGGGAAUCCCAGAUGGUUUUUCCAGCCUCGGUCAUUACUGUCAGCCAAAUGACCGGCAACUCAGGGGUUAUGUUCUUGUGGCCAGAGAUGUGGCUUCUAGCAAGUCAGCAGAGAACAAUAUUCAUAACUCGAUCUCAAACCUUCCAGCUCUCACAAAGCCUCUUAACUACACCUUAAUUUGGAGUUCAAAAUCAAAUCAUAAUGGAGUUGGUUACGUUUGGCUGCCAAAUGCUCCAGUGGAUUAUAAAUCUAUGGGCUUUGUGGUUACCAAUGAGCCAGAUGAACCUGAGCUUGAAGAAGUUAGAUGUGUCCGCUCUGAUCUUACCGAGACUUGUGAAGCUUUUGAUAUGAUAUUUGACACGGAUUCAAUGUGUUCUUCGUUUCAAGUUUGGAAUACAAGACCCAGCAAACGGGGGAUGUUGGGCAAAGGUGUUUCUGUCGGGACAUUCUUCUGCAGUACCUGCGUCAAUUCUGGGGAUGAGUUCAAUAUCACUUGCUUGAAAAAUCUAGACUCAACUUUACAGGCAAUGCCAAAUCAGGAUCAGAUCCACGCUCUCAUCAAGCACUAUGGACCUACAGUUUUCUUCCAUCCAGAUGAUAUUUAUAUGCCCUCAUCAGUGAGAUGGUUUUUCGAAAAUGGAGCGCUUCUGUACAAAAACAGCAAUGAUAUGGGUGUAAACAUUGAUUCUAAAGGCUUGAAUUUACCAGCCGGUGGGAAAAAUGAUGGGCAGUUUUGGCUUGAUUUGCCAGAUAAUGAUGAUAAAAGAAAUGUUAUCAAGUGUGGUAAUAUUGAGAGUGCUGAGCUUUAUGUUCAUGUAAAACCAGCGAUGGGGGGAACUUUCACUGAUAUUGUCAUGUGGGUUUUUUGCCCCUUCAAUGGACCUGCUACCAUUAAAGCUGGUUUGGUGAAUAUUGCUAUGAGCAAAAUUGGUGAACACGUUAGCGACUGGGAGCAUUUCACCCUUCGUUUGAGUAACUUCACUGGAGAGCUAUGGAAUAUGUACUUCUCACAGCACAGUGGUGGCGAAUGGGUGGAUGCCUGUGACUUGGAGUUCAUCGAAGGAAAUAGGCCAAUUGUCUAUUCAUCAAAAUGUGGACACGCAAGUUUCCCACAUCCUGGUAGCUACAUUGAGGGCUCUUCAUUACUAGGAAUAGGCGUGAGGAACGAUGCUGCUCGAAGUAAUUAUUUCGUGGAUUCCAGCACGAAGUAUGAAAUGAUUGCAGCGGAGUAUCUUGGACAUGGAGUUGUUAAGGAACCACAUUGGUUGCAGUAUAUGAGAGAGUGGGGUCCGACCAUCGUAUACGAUUCGCGAUCUGAAUUGGAUAAAAUAAUCAGUUACCUUCCCUUUUUUCUUAGAUUUUCAGUAGAGAGCCUAUUUGAAUUGCUUCCGACUGAGCUUUACGGUGAGGAAGGGCCAACCGGACCAAAGGAAAAGGACAAUUGGGUGGGGGAUGAAAGAGAUUAGAAAGUGACAUUCAGUAUUUAUCAAACUUUGUCCUUUCCUUCUUCCUCAGUCGACUCAAAAAAAAUAUUGCAAUUGAGCUCCGUAUUAAGCAUAGUGUGUGCAGAGUCUCAUAAAGAAUUGUCAGUUCAGGCCUUGUGUUGUAUGUUGAAAAGCAUGCUGCUACAUUGCAAAAUUGCUGCUGCAUGGAAGAACUGUGUCGUCUUUGUAAUGUAAAGCUUGUUCUAUCAGCUAUAAUGGAUGCAUUGAAGAAGAUUUUCACACAUUGACCGCUCAAUGCUUGUAUAUGACUGUAGAAGUGGCAAACGGGUAGGUAACGGAUGGUGGCACUACUGGUCCAAUCCCUUUUUAAACUGCUUUUUAAAUGGGUCACGAUGGGUUAAAUAGGGUUAAUCUCAUUUUAUACCCCGAAAGAUUGUUCGAAU
Molecule: messenger RNA, 2512 nt
Organism: Ilex paraguariensis (yerba mate)
Lineage: Eukaryota; Viridiplantae; Streptophyta; Magnoliopsida; Aquifoliales; Aquifoliaceae
Source: the annotation of a GenBank genome assembly